Molecule: messenger RNA, 1248 nt
Organism: Schistosoma turkestanicum
Lineage: Eukaryota; Metazoa; Platyhelminthes; Trematoda; Strigeidida; Schistosomatidae
Source: the annotation of a GenBank genome assembly
AUGUUUCCAUUGAAUCCUCAUAUUUCUACAAUAUUGAAUACUGAACACAAUAGUAAACUAAUUGCGGAUCAUUCAAAAAUGAAUCAAUUCAUUGUAGACGAAUUAAAGUUGAUGCAACAAACAAGCGUUAAAUGUCCAUUGAAUAUUGAAUCAAAUGGAAAUUGUUACAGCCAAUCAAUUUCAACUAAUCCUUAUGAUAUACAAGAAAUGUUAAAUGUUUACAACAAACAUGAUCAUCAUUUAAACUAUUCACCAAUAAUACAUUCAGUGUCCAAUGCUAACAAUGAUGUUCAAUCAUCAAAUCAAUUGAUGAUAUCUACUUGUAAUAGAAAUGAUUAUGAGAAAUUUGUUUUAAAUCUUACAACACAAGAAUUAGCUAACAAUGUGACCUAUUCUUCUGCUUCAUCGCAUGCUGUAAAUUCAAAUAAACCGGUAACACUUUUAAAACAACCUUCAAUAUUCAAUUUAACUACAACCAUUGAACAUAAUCCUGUUAAUAUUACGGAAUUAAAUAAUAAAUCAAUAUAUCCUUGGACAAAUUAUUCACUAGAUAAUAAUUAUGCAUUAAUUCCGAAUUUUAUGACAUGUUAUUCAACACAAACUGAUGUUUUAAAUAAAAAUUCACUUACUAACGUUACUAUUAGUAAUAAUAAUAAUAAUAAUAACACAUUGUUAUGGUCUACACAGCAAAUCAAUAAAACUCUAUCAGAAUCACAGAAUUAUUCAUCAAUCAAUCAUGAAAGUUUGUAUGAGGAAAGUUUAAGCGGCGGCGAUGAUGAUGAUGCUGAUGAUGAUGACGUUGAUGAUGGUGAUGUGACUGAUGAACAAACUGAUACUGCACAUAAAAAUAUUAAUUUUAAUUUGAAUGCGGCGCCUGAAUAUCAAGGUCGACAAUUGAAUCAUUUAAAUUAUACUCCUCAUGAGUCAUCAUCAUCAUUGAAUAAAAUAACAUCAACAAUAUUCAAUACUAAUGAUUGUUUGAAUUCAUUGAAGUCAAUUCAUUUUAAUAAAACAAAUCAAUUAAAUCAAAAUAAUAGUAAUAAUAAUAUUGAACAACAAUAUUCAAUUAUCAAUAAAACAAUGAAUUAUUCUCAUGUACAUAAUAAUUUACAAAAUUCAUUUGCAAAAAUACAACAUUUAAACAAUAAUAAUAAUAAUACUACUAAUAAUAAUAGUGAUGUGAUACUUCAAAAUCCAUUGAACAUUGAUCAUUAUUCAAUGUAUUCAAUUGAUCAAACAUUAAAUUGA